AUGGCUGCCCUAGAGAGCGUCAAGCAGGCCGUGGGCCUGGGCGAUAGCAAUGCUCCUGCUUCUAGAGAAGCUAUGUCCGAAGCUAGGCUCCCUCUUCAAUAUCGUGAUAGCUGUGCGAACCUUCUAAUUCCUCUCAACAAAUGCCGACAUGAAACUGCCUGGAUGCCCUGGAAGUGCGAGACGGAACGGCACAGCUACGAGAAGUGUCAGUACGAGGAGUUUAAGAAGAGAGUCGCCAAAAUGGACGAGAUUCGGGCGACUAAGGCGGCGGCUGCUGCAAGCAGUGCAAUAUAG
This is a messenger RNA of Rhinocladiella mackenziei CBS 650.93, 294 nucleotides long. RefSeq lists its product as uncharacterized. The record is from RefSeq and is a predicted model, not a curated record. Gene Ontology annotation, cellular component: mitochondrion. The coding region runs from base 1 to 294 and encodes 97 amino acids. Lineage: Eukaryota; Fungi; Ascomycota; Eurotiomycetes; Chaetothyriales; Herpotrichiellaceae. The transcript has 3 exons.